Molecule: messenger RNA, 2017 nt
Organism: Drosophila willistoni
Lineage: Eukaryota; Metazoa; Arthropoda; Insecta; Diptera; Drosophilidae
Gene: Vps4
Product: vacuolar protein sorting-associated protein 4
Exons: 5
Coding region: 156-1484 (442 amino acids)
Biological process (GO): vacuole organization; endosomal transport
Molecular function (GO): ATP binding; ATP hydrolysis activity
Source: RefSeq, a predicted model, not a curated record
CGAUGAUUCUGCAGCCCUGCAACUAACAAAAGUAGUAAACUCUUUUUUUGUUGUUUUACAUCGCAGUUGCAAAUAAUAUUUAGUAAUUCCUUGGGGCUGUUCCAAAUUUAAGCCAGGGACAAUUCAUAUCUACGAAAUCCAACAUCAAAGUCACCAUGGCAUCCGGCACUACCCUACAGAAGGCCAUUGAUCUGGUGACAAAGGCCACGGAAGAGGAUCGUAAUAAGAAUUAUGCCGAGGCCUUGCGGCUGUAUGAGCAUGGCGUUGAGUAUUUUCUUCAUACUAUUAAGUAUGAAGCUCAGGGUGAGAAGGCCAAAGAUUCUAUACGGGCAAAAUGUCUGCAGUAUUUAGAUCGCGCCGAGAAACUCAAGGAAUACUUGAAGAAGGGCAAAAAGAAACCGCUCAAAGAGGGCGGCGAGUCCACAUCGAAGGAUGAUAAGGAUAAGAAAUCUGAUAGUGACGAUGAUGAUGGCGAUGAUCCUGAAAAGAAGAAAUUGCAAAGCAAACUGGCGGAUGCAAUUGUCAUAGAGAAACCGAAAGUGCAAUGGUCCGAUGUGGCUGGCUUGGAUGCUGCCAAGGAGGCCCUCAAAGAGGCAGUUAUAUUGCCGAUUAAAUUUCCACAGCUCUUCACCGGUAAAAGAAUACCAUGGAAGGGUAUAUUGCUAUUUGGACCACCCGGUACGGGUAAAUCCUAUCUGGCCAAGGCUGUGGCCACGGAAGCGAAUCGCUCGACAUUUUUCUCAGUAUCCAGUUCGGAUUUGAUGUCUAAAUGGCUGGGCGAGUCCGAGAAAUUGGUUAAGAAUCUCUUUGAGCUGGCUCGCCAGCAUAAGCCAUCGAUUAUAUUCAUUGAUGAAAUCGAUUCCAUGUGCUCAGCCCGAUCGGACAAUGAGAACGACAGCGUGCGACGCAUUAAAACCGAGUUUCUUGUGCAAAUGCAAGGAGUGGGCAAUGAUACGGAUGGUAUCCUAGUAUUGGGAGCCACCAAUAUACCCUGGGUAUUGGAUUCUGCUAUUCGGAGACGUUUCGAGAAGCGUAUAUACAUUCCUUUGCCGGAGGCUCAUGCCCGAUUGGUUAUGUUUAAAAUACAUUUGGGUAAUACUACACACGUGCUGACCGAACAGGAUCUUAAAGAACUGGCCGGCAAGACCGAGGGAUACUCUGGCGCAGAUAUAUCCAUUGUGGUGCGCGAUGCCCUCAUGGAGCCCGUACGAAAGGUACAAACAGCAACCCAUUUCAAGCGGGUUACGGGUCCCAGUCCCACAAAUAAGGAUGAAACUGUCAAUGACCUUUUGGUCCCAUGUUCGCCAGGCGAUGAUGGAGCCGUUGAAAUGAAUUGGAUGGAUGUGCCCAGCGAUAAACUGUUUGAACCCCCUGUGACUAUGCGCGAUAUGCUGAAGUCCUUGUCGCGCACGAAACCCACUGUCAACGAGGAAGACUUGAGCAAGCUGCGUAAAUUCACAGAGGACUUUGGGCAGGAGGGUUAAAGAGCCGGUCCGCAAGUCUGCACCACCUGCUGCACCAUUUGCUAAUUCUAAUUGUUGCCUAUUGCAUAAAUUAAAAAGAAACAUACGUUUUCUUCUCUCUGGCUCUUCUUUUAUUUGUAACUCUUUUUUUAAUGUUUUACAUAGGAUUCAAUUAUAUAUAUAUAUAUACAAACAUACAUAUAUGCGUACAUUGAUGGCGAACAAAACGGAAAAAUUGUUAUUCAAAUUUUGUCGUGCGAGUGUGAGAGAAAUGCGGAUUUGUUGUAAUCAUAUAAAGUCUUAUGUAUUUUUGUACUUUUAAUGUUAAGAAGGAAAAGGAUGAAGAAGAAAUGAAAUGAACCGAUCACGUGGGCAUAUUCUGGAAACUUUGUGCCCACAUAAUGCCACAGCCAAGUCAACCUCUCCAUAAACCUAAAGUUAAAUCAAGGAACAGCCAUCAUCUUCAGCAAAAUGUAAAAGCAACUAAAUCUAAUUAUUUAAAAAUGUAAUGUAUUAAAAUAAUAAACGAAAUCGUGUCUAUGUAUUGAAUCAAA